UUUCUUCAUUUCCAUCAUCAUUCAUCAGCGCAACAGCGGAAUUUCGGCUCUCCUUGAGUCCUUUCCGCGUCUCUCUCUCUGCCAAAAGUGCUCAUCAAAUUCAACAAAAGAAAAAAGAAAAACUUCUUUGAAAAUUUUUGUAUUUUUUAUGAUAAAUUCUUCGCCGGCUGUUCGACGAAAUCUUAUUGGAGAAGAAGAUUCUCAUUGUCGUCGUUUUCCCUGGUCAACACCGUUUCCUGGAUAAACAGCCAAGGCCUUCUUAAGCUCCUUUUGAUUGGAUAUGGUCAGAAUCGAGAGCCCAUUUGAAUUUCGAUUUCCUGGUCAAAUUUGGGAUUUUUCUUUUUGGUGUUUUGAUAGUGCCAAAAUAAGGGUUCAUUUCGGUUCUGAUAGCUCCUCCAGCUAAUAUUCAUUCGAGCCUAUUUAUAUUGAUUCUUUGUGUCAUUGGAUUCAAUAUUUUGACGUUUUAUGGAAAAUAAAUUCUGGGUUUUGUUUGUUUGAUUGAGUGCUGAUCCCCAAGUUUCAAUAUUUGGGCACAAAUUGUAUCAGGGUGUCGCAGAAUUUGUAUUUAGGUGAUAGAUGAGUUUUGGAUAUUCGUCUUCACAAAAAUUAAUGUUGGGUAUGGUCGAAUAUUUUAGGGCAGCUUUGGAAAUUCUUCUUCACAAGUAAGCAUUUUGUAGCUUUGCAUUAUGACGGUAUUUUAGGGUUUUGCUUCAGUAAGGGGUUUCACCAUUGAUGAAAUGAGAAGAACAUUGUAUAAUGACAUUGGUGAUUCAACAACAAAUGGUUCGCCUACAGUCAAAUUAUGUCAUGUUCUUGUUAAUAUUGCUUUGUGCAUCUUUGGUGGAGAGCUUGGAACACAGAAAGGACUCACAGGAAGUGUCUCUGAGUCAAUUAAUCGAUCCAAUGACUGGGGAGGUUGAUGAGGGCAUGGCGAAGCUAUUAUGCAUCACUUGCAGGCUAGACUUAAUUCAUGUAAAAGAAGCUAGUGAGGAUCUCAACCUCUGUUUCCCUGAGAAGACAUCUGAUUUAACUAGUGAAAGUAAUUCAAAGAGUAGGUUACCAACAAAAGAACAUGUUUGGAAAAUGAUUAAAGUCCAGAAUCCCCAGUUAAAGCAAACUCUUCAAGAUUGUAUGAGAAAGAACAAAAUUCUAUUCCAUGUUUCUGGAGAAAGUGGCUCUAAUGUUCAGCAAACUGGGUGUCUUGAUUCUGUAUUGCCUAAACCCACUGGUCCAAAAAGGAACUUGCUCCAGAGCAUUGCGGAGGCACCAGCCUCUGCCCCUGUCCCUAAUGAUGGAUCGUCUUUGCCAACUGCUGAUCUGGCAACUUCUCCAGUUUCUACUCCACUUCCACGAAGGUCAUUUUUGUCUCGAGGGCGUGCAGAUACACAAGUUGCUUCUGAGAGUGAAAGAAAUAAUAUAAUAAUUUUGGCAGUAGUUAUGACUGCAGCAGGGACGUUGGUUUUUGUAGCAUUGAUGUUUCUUUGCUUUUUACACUUUUGUCGAGGAAGCUCUGGGAGUAGUCUAAAUGAUGAAAAACCUCUUCUUAGCCUGAGCUUAAGGGACUCCUCUACUGGUUCUUCUAGUAAGUCUUUUGGUUUGGUAAACUCUAUUAAAGAUGAGAAGGUUGAUCAUCAAUCUUUUAGUAUGAACUCAAGCCAUCAUAGAAGGGACUCAUCUUUGGACAGCAUCAAAUCUGAUGCUCUUCUUGUCCCACCAGAUGAAAUUGCAUUUUCAGCUGAAUCAAUUGGGAGAUCUAGCAAUGCUGUUGCUCCGCUACCUCUUCCUCCUGGAAGGGUUGAGAGUAUGCUUCCUUUGAAGCCUCCUCCCGGGAGGGUUGACAGUACGCCUCCUUUGAAGCCUCCUCCUGGGAGGGUUGAAAGUACGCUUCCUUUGAAGCUUCCUCCUGGAAGGGUUGAUAGUACCCUUCCUCCUCCCCCUGGAAGGGCAGUUCCCCUUCCUCCUGAACCACCUGCUUCUCUCAGGUCUCCCAGUAGCAAGGCUGCUUCUCCUCCCGCUCCUCCACCACCUGGUGCACCCCCGCCUCCUCGUGCAGGAGCUUCUGAUAGCAUGGGUCCUCGUCCUCCUGGACCACCUCCUUCGCCACCUGCAGCUCCUGGUGCCAAAUCUGGUCCACCUCCACCACCUCUAAAGGGUGGUCCAGCUCCUCCCCGACCACCACCACCAUUGCCUGGGGGUGCAAAGGGUCCUCGUCCACCUCCUGGAUUAAAGCGUCCACCUAAUGCACCACCAGGUGAACGGGAUGGUGCAGAGGAUGGUGCCAAUACUCCUAAAGCAAAGCUGAAGCCAUUUUUCUGGGAUAAAGUUCUAGCCAAUCCUGAUAGUUCAAUGGUUUGGCAUCAGAUUAAAGCAGGAUCAUUCCAGUUCAAUGAGGAGAUGAUAGAAACACUAUUUGGAUAUGCACCAGCUGAAAGAGGCAGAACUGAUCGCAAGAAAGAGUCUUCCUCCCAAGAUACACCUCAGUAUAUUCAGAUCCUUGAUACCAAAAAGGCGCAAAAUUUAUCAAUUCUUCUGCGGGCGCUGAAUGUUACAAUAGAAGAAGUCCGUGAUGCUCUUAAUGAAGGAAACGAGCUUCCUGUAGAACUCAUACAGACUCUGUUGAAAAUGGCCCCUACAGCAGAUGAAGAACUGAAGCUCAGGCUGUACACUGGUGAACUUUCUCAACUUGGGAGUGCUGAACGGUUCCUGAAAGUGUUGGUUGACAUUCCGUUUGCUUAUAAACGAUUGGAAUCACUGCUUUUCAUGUGUACUCUACAGGAGGAUGUUGCCGCUACUAAGGAAUCCUUGGGAACCUUGGAGGUUGCUUGCAAGGAACUCAAAAGCAGUAGAUUGUUCCUAAAGCUUCUAGAAGCGGUUCUUAAAACUGGCAACCGCAUGAAUGAUGGAACAUUCCGUGGCCGUGCUCUUGCAUUUAAACUCGAUACACUUUUGAAAUUAUCUGAUGUAAAGGGAACAGAUGGUAAGACCACACUGUUGCACUUUGUUGUUCAGGAGAUAAUCCGUACUGAAGGUGUGAGAGCUGCCCGAGCUGCAAGGGCGAGUCGAACAUUCUCAAAUAUUAGUGUGCAAACUGAGGAUCUCAUUGAUGAUGACGUUAUCCCUGAGACAGAAUUUGACUAUUGCAAAAUGGGUCUUGAGGUGGUUUCGCGUUUGAGCAGUGAACUAGAAAAUGUGAAGAAAGCAGCAGUUGUUGAUGCUGAUAACUUAACGGGAACUGUUGCCAAACUUGGGUAUGCACUGCUAAAAAACCAAGAUUUCCUGAACAAAGAUCUGAAGAGUUUAGAGGAAGAAAGUGAGUUCCAUGAAGUAUUAAAAGGUUUUGUGCAGAAUGCUGAGGGUGACAUAAUGAAGUUGCUGGAGGAAGAGAAGAGAAUAAUGGCUCUGGUAAAGAGCACUGGGGAUUACUUCCAUGGGAAUGCAGGGAAGGAUGAAGGCUUACGUCUGUUUGUUAUUGUGCGGGACUUCUUGGUCAUCUUAGAUAAGGUGUGCAAACAGGUGAGGGACGCGCAAAAGAAUUCAGAAAAAUUACAGAAAAAAGAAUCAACAACUUCAGACAAAUCAUUGAAGAAAGAAUCAUCAACUGCAUCAUGCCAAUCCUCUGCAGAAAAAUCAUUGAAUAAAGAAUCAUCAACUGCAUCAUGCCAAUCCUCUGCAGAAAAAUCAUUGAAUAAAGAAUCAUCAACUGCAUCAUGCCAAUCCUCUGCAGAAAAAUCAUUGAAUAAAGAAUCAACUGCAUCAUGCCAAUCCUCUGCAGAAAAAUCAUUGAAUAAAGAAUCAUCAACUGCAUCAUGCCAAUCCUCUGCAGAAAAAUCAGUGAAUAAUGAAUCAACUGCAUCAUGCCAACCCUCUCCAGAAGAAUCAUUGAAUAAAGAAUCAUCAUCAACUGCAUUAUGCCAAUCCUCUGCAGAAAAAUCAUUGAAUAAAGAAUCAUCAACUGCAUCAUGCCAAUCCUCUCCAGAAAAAUCAUUGAAUAAAGAAUCAUCAACUGCAUCAUGCCAAUCCUCUCCAGAAAGUUCCUUGAAUAAAGAAUCAUCAACUGCAUCAUGCCAAUCCUCUCCAGAAAAUUCCUUGAAUAAAGAAUCAUCAACUGCAUCAUGCCAAUCCUCUCCAGAAAAAUCACUGGAUAAAGAAUCAUCAACUGCUUCAUGCCAAUCCUCUCCAGAAAAAUCACUGGAUAAAGAAUCAUCAACUGCUUCAUGCCAAUCCUCUCAAUCCUCUCCAGAAAAAUCAUUGAAUAAAGAAUCAUCAACUGCAUCAUGCCAAUCCUCUCCACUCCAACACGUGUCUCCUGAUAUUCGUUCACGAUUAUUUCCAGCAAUUCAAGAGCGAAAGAUUGAAAGUUCUAGUUCAGAUGAUGAGAGUGAAUGAAGCGAGCCAUUUUAGGAUGAAAGUUGUGUUCCAAAGGUGCCCUUGUACAAAAUAUGGGAUGAAUGAAAAGCAAUUGAGGCUCUGAAUUUCAUUGCAUUGGCGGAACAAACAUCAACCACUUUCACCACAUUUCUCAGUGGACAGAUGAAUUCCCAUGCAGCUAACUUGUGCAUUACUAGUUAGAUACUUUUUUUUUUUUUUCCUUUUUAACUUGAAAUUCUUUAUUUUUCUUUCCCCCAGAGGUUAACGUGGAGUAAAUAGUAGUUAGUUGGAAAUGUAAUAUUCUUUUUUUUCCCCAGAGAUUAUUAAAGGGGAGAAGUUAGCAAGGUAGUUACUCCAAUUAGAAGAAGUUGGUGCUGUAUUAAAUUUUGAAGGAAAAGUAUCUAUUUUUUUAAUCGCCCCAUUUUGC
Molecule: messenger RNA, 4795 nt
Organism: Manihot esculenta (cassava)
Lineage: Eukaryota; Viridiplantae; Streptophyta; Magnoliopsida; Malpighiales; Euphorbiaceae
Product: formin-like protein 5
Exons: 6
Coding region: 757-4386 (1209 amino acids)
Biological process (GO): actin cytoskeleton organization; actin nucleation
Molecular function (GO): actin filament binding
Source: RefSeq, a predicted model, not a curated record